AUGGAGGUUAGUACUACACCGGUGAUGGAUCGAUUAACUCAUUCGGUUAUUAAAGAAACAUCAAAAAAUUUAAAGUAUUAUUUUGAUGUUAAACGAAGAGAAAAUGCUUUUAUUUUAAAUACAAAUAGUCAAUAUGAUUAUCUACCAUUAAGAGCUCGAUCAAUAUACGGAACUAUCAAACAAUAUCCACCAGUUUAUGGAUCAUGCUAUAGUGACAAUGAUGUUAAAUCACAUUUAAGGAUGUGGAAAUCGCAACGUUUACCAUUAAAAAAUGUACCGGAAAAGAAAAUGUGUCGAGAAGAGCUUAAUUUUCAUAUGAAAGCCUACAAUUUUAUGCCAUCUGAAAGUCCAAGAGUGCCUGAUCUUCGUUUAAAACCAUUGCGCUCCACCUCAUCCUGUAGUUUAAAUUCUAGUUAUAUGAAUAAUCGAGAUAUUAUGCGUAUGCUACCGAACACUGGCUCCAAACUGACUCGUCUUGAACAAGAUCAAUUACUUGAUGAUGCAGCAAAUAUAUUAGCAGUAAACUUAGAUAUUUUCCCUACAAUGGUAAAGAGUCGCCGAUCAUUUUAUGAAUCAUCGUUAUUGCAUAAGGUUAGUCCUGCUAUCACUCAAACAAAUUUGAAUGAUACUCCAAGACACCACAAAAUAAUGUUAUAUGGUACAAAUGGUACAAGUGGAUUUAUCGAACUUUCACAAUCCGAAUCUCAUAGAGUACCAUUUCUUAAAGGACAAAUCAAUAUUUUUUCUGUAAAAACGUAUUAUGUUGGUGAUUUAGUUGGUAUAACUAUUGGACAUGAUCGAACAGAUAUGAUACAUCGUACAGAUGAACUUGAAGAUGGUGAAAAUACUGUGGUUUCAAAGUCGUCUACCAUGCUGACUCAAACUGGUUUAUUAGGAGUUAUUGAGAAAACACAUCGUCGUUUGACAAUCACGGCAGAUGAUGUACUACAAACAGACAAUAAUAAACAAAUAGCUACAACAAAUGUCGAGACAAAUCCAGAGUAUAAUAAUACGUUAGAAUCACAAUUUAGAAUAGAUAUUCAGCAACGAUCACCAUCUGUGUCUGCCCAGAGUACAUCAUCAGUAUCGGAAAUGACCGCAACUCCUAUACAAUCAACAACUGAACCAAUACCAUUCGAUAUUCAAUUGAAUCCAAAUAUAAUGUUGUCAAAACGACGUUCAAUUGAAACUAUUCCUGUUACACCAACGUUACCAACUCGUCCACCAGCACGUCUCGAAAAACGUACAAGUUCAACUAGUUUAACAUCAAAAACACCUAGUGAAAUAAAACAACAAAGUCGUUUAUCAAAUUCGGAAAACAAACCUACAACAAAUAAAAAUGAAGAUGAUAUAUUUAAAUAUUUUGAUUAA
Didymodactylos carnosus is the source of this 1371-nucleotide messenger RNA. Lineage: Eukaryota; Metazoa; Rotifera; Eurotatoria; Philodinida; Philodinidae. The record is from the annotation of a GenBank genome assembly.